CCAAUUCACAGGUGAGUUUCCUGACGUCAUACAGGAAGUAGCCAGAGGGACGUUGGAGUUUCUGCUUCUGUGUUGUUGAACAGUUGCUCGAAAAUAACGGGUCAUUCAUCUAUUCAAAGGAAAACGCCUGUAGCAGCGGAGAGAUGUGCACUUUUGAUAAGGAGAAAGGGCCAAUGAGGCUGAUGAAAAAGGGAUUGACUCUCAUCCUGGUCGGCCAUAUUAACUUCAUCCUUGGGGCUAUUGUCCAUGGCAAUGUCCUCCGCCACAUUUCCAAACCCGGCAAGCACAUCACCACUGAAUACACUGUAGCCAACAUCAUCUCUGUCACCUCUGGCCUGCUGAGCAUUAUCUGUGGAAUUAUUGCCAUUGUGGUGUCAAGGAAUCUUCAUGUGUUAAAACUGCAAAUAGGACUUCUAAUUGCGUCCUUCCUGAACACCCUGCUCUCAGCAGCAUGCUGCAUUGGGCUCAUCUUGGCCAUUAGUAUCACUGUUUCCCACAAUGGUGAGGGUUUGAUGCUGGGAUGCAAUGACACAGAGAUUCCCAUUAACGCUCGGUCACCUGUCAGUGCCAGGUGCCCGUUUGAUACAACACGAAUCUAUGACACAACUCUGGCGAUGUGGAUCCCUUGUGCGGUCUUGGCAGCAGUUGAGGCUGGACUGUCUGUCUGGUGCUUCAUCGUUGGAUUGGUUCUCAGAGGGCUGGCACCCUGUUGGAACAGCUACAUCAAAGAGCAGUUGGAGGAAGAAGCUCCACACAGCCAACGCCUGAUUGGACAGCGCUUGAACCCUGACGUCUAGGUACAAGAAAAAGCAGGAAGAACACCACUCCAUGUAGACGAGCACAGCUAAAUCCCAAGAUGCAUUUUGUAUUGAGACCAGUAGAUGUUUGCCCUACAGUCAGCUAAAUGAGUGUCACUGUGGAACAGGAGCACAAUCAGAAUUAAGAAACGGGUUCUUGCUUUGUGGUGUCACAGCCACAUACCCCGAUUCACAGAUGUGUUACCAAAUGGCUCUUUUUGUUUUCAUUUAUAAACCAAACAGUUUUAUCUUGUGUGUGUGAAGCUGUGAGCGGAGAACAGUACAGUAUAUUGUGACUUAGCAUAUAUGUACGUGGACGCUAACAUUAUAAAUGUAGUCUGUAUCCAUCCAUGACUGUUUAGGUUUAAUCGUACCAAAUAUGUCAUGUCUUUCAGUAUGAAGAAACCUCUGUUUAUGAAGAAAAUACAUUUAUACAUCUAGCAAAACUAUUUUAUAUUAUUUUAGCUUAACAUGUUAAUGUUUUUAAUAUUUUACUGUUUGUCCAAAACACUCCAGCAACAAACCCUACCUGUCAAUGUUUGCCCACGUACAAGUUUAAUGCCCACAAAUAAUGAUGUUUCAUGCUAUCUGUUUAUGCAUAUUGUUAAAUUGUUUUUGUGGAAUCCUAUGGUGUGGUGUGAUUGCUCUAAAAAACUGUCUAAUUGCAAAUGAACUCUAUGCAGAUACAGUAUAUGGUUUUAAAUGAAAUUGGACAUGCUAAAUUGCACUUCUUAUUAGAUAAUUAGACAACUGCAGCUAGUGACAUGUUCCACAUUAGAGUUUCCACUGUGGCUUAAUGUUGCAGGUAAACCAUUUACUAGUUGAACACACCACAUUUUAUUUUUUAUUUUACAAUAUUGUAGUUUUAAUUUUUUAUUUCCUCUGUGCCAAAAUGACAAGAAAAUGGAGAAACUGAAAAAGACCCAGAGUUACAGUAUGUCUCAUCAGCUACAGUUCAGUGCCAUGGGGAUAUUAAAAGGAUGUUUUAGGAAAGAUGGUCUAAAUUGAAAGUAAUCUGGAUUCCAGCAUAGCUAUGUGGAUUGAGUGCAUUUGUGUAUGAAGUAUAAGUAUACUGUGGUUGAAUGUCAAGUGGGGUUAAACCAGUAUGUGGGCCAGCCUCCUCAGCUGGCACAGAUCCCCCACAACUCAACGACAGAGAAGAUCCGAUCAGUGUUGAAACGGUUAAUCUAAUGCCGCGCUCAGUUGUGUGGAAGGGAAUCAUCGCACGCAAUACUAAUCCUCAGGCUUUAAGACAUAAAUAUUGACAGAGUGCUGACUGAUACAAUCACAACAAAUCUGUUUGGCCGUUUCCUGUGAAGUAACGGAUCUCCCAUAUCUGAGGUUUAAACUUACCACAAUUAAUAUUUAAUUUCAAUAAUUGACCCAUCUAGCAAAUGUCUGUAAUGUAAAAAUGAGCUUGUGUUAUUUUCUUGAAAUUGAUUGACUUGAAAACCUAAAUGUUAUACACAUUUAAAAUGCAUUGAUUUGCAGAUUUAAAGUUCACUUAUCCGGCUGAAUGGAUAAUCCAAAACCGUUCGUGGUUGCAUUGUUGUUACCAAACGAGAAUGACUCAUCCUUUCCCCUGAACAGGUGUUAAAGGUGAUGUAUUCUGAGACGUCUAUUGCCUGGAUAAUAGGCAUGUACUGUACAUUUUAUUGCUUUAUGGUAUUCUAGCAGUAUAUACAUUUUAUG
Molecule: messenger RNA, 2489 nt
Organism: Cottoperca gobio
Lineage: Eukaryota; Metazoa; Chordata; Actinopteri; Perciformes; Bovichtidae
Gene: krtcap3
Product: keratinocyte associated protein 3
Exons: 6
Coding region: 144-797 (217 amino acids)
Source: RefSeq, a predicted model, not a curated record